AUGGCGGUGACGGCUGGUGAGAGCUCGGACGCCUCGUGCGGGUUCGCCGCCUGGUCCGGCGUUUGCUCGGUGGAGUUUGUCGCCACAGUGUGUGGGGCGAAUGCUGCUACUUCGAGGGUGGUGAUAAGGGCGUGGCGCCGCGGGGCCUCUGCCCCUAGGUGGGUUUGGGGUCGGUGUUUGCGCGGGCCGGGUUGGUCUCUGGGCGAGGUCUACCGGGGUUUGCGCGGGUGGUCUGGGUGGCACGACAGUAAGAGGGGAUAG
Knipowitschia caucasica is the source of this 261-nucleotide messenger RNA. The record is from the annotation of a GenBank genome assembly. NCBI's taxonomy places the organism in Eukaryota, Metazoa, Chordata, Actinopteri, Gobiiformes, Gobiidae.